Molecule: messenger RNA, 3473 nt
Organism: Toxoplasma gondii ME49
Lineage: Eukaryota; Apicomplexa; Conoidasida; Eucoccidiorida; Sarcocystidae
Product: myristoyl CoA:protein N-myristoyltransferase
Exons: 15
Coding region: 753-2144 (463 amino acids)
Biological process (GO): N-terminal peptidyl-glycine N-myristoylation
Cellular component (GO): cytoplasm
Molecular function (GO): glycylpeptide N-tetradecanoyltransferase activity
Source: RefSeq, a predicted model, not a curated record
CGGGAUUUGUCUUUGACUCCACAAUUUGUCUCGCGCCCCGUUUCCUGACGUCCAGCGGUUUCGCUUUCUAGCUUUCUCUCCGGUGUGCAUACGCUUGACGAACACAGCUUCUGCGUGUGUCCUUUUCUUUGUGCGUGAACGUUUUCAUGACGCAGCGCUGAAGAGAGAGUUUCACGCGUGGUACACUCGCUUUUCUGUUUCCGUUCUCUUCCUUCCUGCUCUCUUCACCAGUUUCUGCAGGAAUGGGCUUCUCCCACCUUCGUCUUUCCGUCCGCUUUACUGUUUCCGCUGCAGAGCUACCCCCAGCGUCUCUGCCGAUCUCAGCUGCCAACUUCGAACCCCAAAGCGUCACUUUUUUUCUCUUUUCGCUGAGUCGUCUUUCUCCCCCUUCUCUUCUGUGACCUGGUCUUCUCCUUAGCGCGCCGUCACGCGUCCCUAUCGACUGAAGAAGUCCACUUCUCAGCUGUCCAUCGCCUCGAGGAUACACAACUGUCUUUUCCCCGGAAAAGUCAGUCGUUCCUCGCUCGCCCCCGCUCGUCGUGCCGCUCUUCUUCUUGUCUCUUUCCCCGGCCUUUCUCGUCGCACUCUGGUCAUAUCUCCAAAACUUGCGUCUGCGACGAAGCGUCGCUUCCUGGCCCGCGAGGAGUGGAUCUUUCUCUGCAGCUUCCAGUCGCCUUUCUCACUCUUCUUAAGAGAAACUCGAAAUCCUUCGUCCACCAAGCAGAGACGUGCGUCUUUUUAUUUUCGAAAAGAUGGCGGAGACCCACACCGUAGGGGCAGACCUAUCGAAGGACGGCGUAGCUGCUCCGGCGCUCGAGGUUGAGACGAAAACAGAAGGAAACUCUUCGUCCGUUUCCGAGAACGCAGAGAAGAAAGAAGGAACCGGAGACAAGACUGGAAAGGAUCGAGGGGCUCUCACCUCUCAAGGCCAACUGAUUUCGCUCAUGCGAGAAAUGCGCGUGAGCAAUAAAGGCGUCUCACCGCCCUUCGCGCCACACACCUUCUGGGAUACCCAGCCAGUCCCGAAACUGAACGAACCUAAGGAAGGAAAAGAAGGGCCGAUCGAGACGAAAACUGUCGACCAAGUGCGCUCCGAGCCGUACAAGCUCCCCGAUGGCUUUGUCUGGUGCGAGUGCGACGUGAGGGAUCCUGAGGAGCUGAAGGAGGUGUACGAUCUUCUCAGUCAACACUACGUGGAAGACGACGACAAUUUAUUUCGCUUUAAUUAUUCUGCGGACUUUCUCGACUGGGCGCUCACAGCUCCAGGUUGCCAUCGCGAUUGGGUCAUUGGCGUCCGAGUCUCCUCGACGAACAAGCUUGUUGGCUUCAUCACCGCGACGCCCUCGCAGAUUCGCGUCUUCUCCGACAGCGUUCCGAUGGCCGAAGUGAAUUUUCUUUGCGUACACAAAAAGCUUCGGUCCAAGCGUCUUGCGCCGGUUCUCAUCAAGGAAAUCACAAGACGCGUGAACCUCCGCAGCAUCUGGCAGGCUGUCUAUACAGCAGGCGUGGUGCUCCCAACUCCCGUAGCCCAGUGUCGCUACUGGCAUCGAUCCCUGAAUCCAAAAAAAUUAAUUGAAGUCGGCUUCAGCGGACUCAGCGAGCGGAUGACCAUCAGCAGAUCCAUAAAACUCUACCGUGUGAAAGAAAGUCCCUCGACUCCCGGACUCAGACCUGCGAAACCGGAAGAUGUGCCUCACAUUCACAAACUUCUGUCGAACUACUUAAGGAAUUUCAAACUUCACUGCGAAUUCACACAAGAGGAAGUCGCUCACUGGCUUCUUCCGAGAGAAGGCGUCGUUCACGUGUACGUACGCACCAGCACGAAAGGAACGGUGACGGACUUAAUCUCCUUCUACGAACUUCCGUCGUCAGUCAUUGGCAACCAGAAAUACAAGGAAAUCAAGGCUGCUUACUCUUUUUACAACGUGGCGACGACUGUCCCCUUGAAGCAACUCAUCGAAGACGCCCUCUGUCUAGCCAAGCAGCUAGACUUCGACGUUUUCAACGCUCUGGAUGUGAUGGAGAAUAAAUCUUUCGUCGAGGACUUGAAGUUUGGAAUUGGAGAUGGAUUUUUGCGUUACUACAUUUACAACUGGCGCUGCCCGGAAAUGAAGCACAGCGAUGUAGGACUCGUUCUGCUGUAGCCUGUCGAGACAGCCGAGGCAGCGGGGGAAGUUUCGGUUUCCGGCUUCGCGGACUGUCCUACUUUUAUUUUUUUGCCUGUUUUCUCGCUUUCUCUUCCGCCGUCGCAUCUUGGCAAAGCUCGAAGGCACAGACGUUUCUCCCUCCAGGUCUCUUCCCCCCCUUCCGCUUCUCGCUCUUCGCGACGAAUUGUGCGUCUUGUGAGUGUCACCUUCUCUUUUCUUCUUUUUUCUGCGCCUCUUUCUCGUUUUUCUUCUCCCUCCCGCGUGUGUCUCCGCCGCUCUGGGCCGUCUGUCGGCUUCGACCGACUCUUUCCUUCUGCAACUGAACCCGGUUCGUUUAAGUCGGCUCUCGGUGAAAUCGCAUUUCUCCUUGACAGUGAGAUAAGCGCUUUUCUUCUCUCCGUGAACGAAGCAGAAGGUGACGGACAGGGGAGGAAAACGAGGGAGCGAUAAACGCCGUUUCCUUUGCUGUCAAACACUGGCGGCAAGUCCCCUGGCGCGCAGCUUCGAAAAUAGAGAGGCGCGCAUCGAUAUAUCAAAUGAUCCCUCCUCUGUCGACACGAGAGUAAACUCCCCCCAGAUCGACCGCCGAGCGACUCAGAGCUUCACCACAAAACAGGACCCAUGCCGCCUCUCGAAUUAGGGCGUCUCUCGUCUCUCGUUCAAAGUCGAGCGUCUCUCGCUGUGCCUAGGUCAACUGUGAGGCGAUUACCGCUUCUUCCGCACAGAGACUGCGGAGGGUUUAAGUGUUUUCUCACUUAACGGAUUCAAACGUUUCAAAUUUUUGACAACAGCAGCUGAGCCUCCUUUUUGUUGUGCAAGUUUGUAGAGCCUCUUCUAGCUACCCUCUCCCUCCAAAUGGAUUUCACGCAAAACCUGAAAGUCACAGAAACCUGUGACUUUUUCGACGGUUCCACGUCGCCAGACCCGAGCGGCUCUGCGCCUGGCUGGUCUCCAGCAAGAAGGACGUUGCACUGAGAGACUGACGACGCGAGCAUGCGCGAGAGAGAGACAUUCUCGAGACACUGACGAACGCUGCACCUUCCUCAGGUGUCUCCUUUGCCCGGCCCCUUGCCGAGGUCUCCGAAGCACGUACUUUUUCUGAAAAAACUUUUCGAGAGGCCUUUUUCUCGGAGCGCCAGAAUCGCCUGUGCGACUGCGACGAGACGCCGCGCGCGGACACUCAAAUGAGACAAAAAAUCGGGGAAAAAAAACAAAAGUCAAGAAAUGCAGACACUCUAGAUGUCUCAAGAGGCCAAGACCACACCCUCGGUACAUGCACAUACACACACAUAUAUCUAUAUAUACAUAUAUAUAUCUAUAUAUACA